ACGGUGGAAUCAUGCCAUGUCAUCGAACACUGCAUGCAGUAUCUGCACUUCAUAUUUUAUAUGAUUAUUUUAGCUUUCCAGGUUGAGUGGACUUCUUCUGUUUUUUUUUUUUUUUUCUCCUCUUUCUAGUCACGCCUCUCAGUACAGUGGGAGUCUAAAGGCUACUGGUGGCUGUAUUAUAGCACAGCCACCAAGGUUAAUUUGCCUUCUAGCCUUCCCAGGAAAGCAUCAUCUUCAGCCGCAGAAGCAGACGCUGGACUACAAGCCCCAGCAUCCCUUGCGCCUGACCCGAUCCCUAUGUGACAGUAGAAAGCCCAGAGAGAAGGGCAGCUAGGAGACAGAGCUCAGUGUCGCUGCUGUCAGCCUGGGAUCUAGCAGGCGGCCCUCGCCAUAGACAGCAGACACCCAUCCUGUCUGCCCCGGGCCACCACCACUACCACCACCACCAUUAUUAUGAUUAUCACUGGAGGAGGACCGCUGGACAUACAGAUAUUGUAGUGAUCCCCACCCUGCAUUGAUGCAUUGCAAUCUAAGCCCUGCUUUAUCUCCAUGCACAGCCUCACUUUAGCCGUAUAAUCGUUGCACAUAUUAUUAUUAUUAUUAUACAUUUGUAUUUCUAACUUGCACGGUAUAGUUGCUGACCCUGUUGUUGUCAGUGAGGUCCCCCUCCCCUGUGUGUACAUAUCGCGGGUGUUAUCGCAGUUAGGUACAUAUAGCGGGUGUUAUCGUGCCCCCCGGCUUGCUCGGGUCCCGAUGCCGAGGAAGAGAUGCAGAGAGCCGGGCAGCUGCUAGAGAGGAGGCCGGGGAGCGAUGCAGGGAUGGCGGAGAGCAGGCUGGCCCUGUCCGCCCGGCAGCAGUGCGAGCUCAUCCAGAACAUGAUCGACAUCUCGCUGUCCAACCUGCGGGGGCUCCGCACUCAGUGUGCCGCCUCCAACGACCUGGCUCAGCAGGAGAUCCGGACCCUGGAGGCAAAGUUGAUGAACUACAUAAGCAAACAGCUUCAAUGCAAGCUUCACGUGCCUCAAGUUGAGCGGUCCGCAGUGAUAAACAGCUAUCCAAGAAUCAGCGACUGGCUGCACACUGUCAGUGUGAGGAAUGAGGUUAUACAGAAAAUAGCAGAAGCUGUAACACUAGAUGCCUUAUUGGAGAUGAAUGAGUUAAAAGUUAAAGAAACAAUGAAGCGAUAUGGAGCCAGCGCAGAAGAAUGUUCCAGACUUAACGGAGCCCUCACAUGCUUAAAGAAAUUAGCACGAUCAGGUGGGGAAAUGAAGGAGACUUUGUGGAAUCCUACUGAAAUGAGAAAGGAAAGCACUUCCCAACUUCCAACUGAGCUCUCUUCACCUGUGGGUACUGUAUGGACUCUGAACUCUCAGCUUCCAAAGGCCAACAGCCACCAACCUCGCUCCAUAUCUGUGUCUGCCAUCCCUGUUUCUGAUUCCUCAAGCCAAGGAUCUUUUUUUUAUGCAGAAAACUUGCAGGACCCCUUCCCUUCACCUUCACCCAACAGUAGGUUAAUGCUGAGGACUCCCCAUGGGAUUACAAUCACCCCACCUACCACUCCACAGUUAAAGAGACCCAUGAAGCUGAAGCCUCCCCGGACACCCCCUCCACCCAGUCGAAAGGUCUUUCAACAAUUAUUGCCCAACUUCUCAACUCUAAAAAGAAGCAAAUCUCACGAAUCACAGCUCGGCAACAGGAUAGAUGAAGUUCCUCCUAUAAAAUUCGAUCUUCCUCAUAAACAAGGUUCUCCACAGAUACUACGGAGAGACAUAGGAAUUUCGGUAACACAUAGGUUUUCUACAAAAUCCUGGCUUUCUCAAGUGUGCCAUGUUUGUCAGAAAAGUAUGAUGUUUGGAGUUAAGUGCAAACAUUGCAGGUUAAAAUGUCACAAUAAAUGUACAAAAGAGGCCCCUCCAUGUAGAAUAUCAUUCCUCCCCAUACAACCAAAAAUAAGAAGAACGGAAUCUGUUCCUUCUGACAUUAACAACCAGGUGGACAGACCAGCAGAACCUCACUUUGGAACCCUCCCCAAAGCACUCACCAAGAAGCAGGAACACGCUCCAGCAAUAAACCACCUUGACUCAAGCAGCAAUCCAUCUUCAACCACAUCUUCCACACCUUCUUCCCCAGCUCCUUUUCCGUCCUCAAACCCUUCUAGUGCGACAACUCCACCAAACCCUUCUCCAAUGGGCCAGAGAGACAGUCGUUUUAGUUUCCCAGCUGCCUACUACAUUCAGCAUAGACAACAGUUUAUCUUCCCAGAAGUUUCUAUCCCACCACAAAUAAUGCACCCACCUGAACCCUCUGAAAAUUUAAGCGUUGAAGCUGAAAUGGAAAAUGAGGCGGCUGAAGAACAGGAAGCAGAGGCAGAGGAGCAAGAGGCCAACAAGUCUGAACCAGAGUAUGAUGAUGAUGAGUUGGAUGAGCUCCCACCCACAAGGUCUACAAGUGGAACCUUCAGAGGGAUGAUUUUUCGCAAGGCCAGCCAGACCAGCGUAUAUCUACAGGAAUGGGAUAUACCCUUUGAACAAAUUGAACUUGGAGAACUUAUUGGCCAGGGGAGGUGGGGAAAAGUUUUUAGAGGCAAGUGGCAUGGGGAGGUAGCUAUCAGAUUAUUGGAGAUUGAUGGAAAUAAUGAAGACCACCUGAAGUUGUUCAAAAAGGAAGUCAUGAACUACAGACAGACAAGGCAUGAAAAUGUGGUGCUCUUCAUGGGGGCCUGUAUGCAUCCUCCACAUUUGGCCAUCAUCACCAGUUUCUGCAAAGGGAGAACACUUCACUCUUUUGUAAGAGAUCCCAAGACAUCCCUGGAUAUCAACAAAACAAGGCAGAUUGCCCAAGAAAUUAUUAAGGGCAUGGGGUAUUUGCAUGCCAAAGGUAUUGUACAUAAAGAUCUAAAAUCCAAGAAUGUUUUCUAUGAAAAUGGAAAAGUCAUCAUCACAGACUUCGGUCUGUUUGGAAUUUCAGGAGUGGUGCAAGAAGGAAGACGUGAAAAUGAACUAAAGUUGAAUCAUGAUUGGUUGUGUUAUUUGGCACCAGAAAUUGUACGUGAGAUGGCUCCUGGCAAAAAUGAGGACAAGUUACCUUUCUCUAAAGCUGCAGACAUAUAUGCUUUUGGGACUGUGUGGUAUGAACUACAGGCUAGAGACUGGCCUUUCAGAAUCCAGGCAGCUGAGGCUCUUAUCUGGCAAAUUGGAAGUGGUGAAGGUGUGAAGCAAGUCUUGUCUACCAUAAGUGUGGGGAAAGAAGUCACUGAAAUUCUAGCUGCUUGUUGGGCUUUCGAUGUCAAUGAACGACCAAGCUUUACACUCCUCAUGGACAUGCUGGAGAAGCUGCCAAAACUGAACCGGAGGUUGUCACAUCCAGGGCACUUUUGGAAAUCCGCCGACAUUAACAGUAGCAAAAUUGUCCCCCGUUUUGAAAGGCUUGGCCUGGGAAUCUUGGAGCAGGGUAACCAAAAGAUCUAGUCUGCUGAGGAAUGUCUAAUUGUCUCUCCUAACACUCCAGAAACCACCAAGUUCCAAUUGCAGAUACACUGAUGACUCCCUGUAAUUGAUUUACUUUAUCUGUGUUACUGAAUUUACUUCAACCCAUUCUGCACUGAACAGGAGCAAUGCAGUGCCUUGCCUAUCCCUCCCACCGCUGAAUGGCUUAAGCCUUAACUCUACCUACUGUUUAUGUUGUUUACAUAUGAUUUUAGGCAUGUGAGCUGUAUUUUGACAAUGGAAAAUAAUAAAUGUGACUGACUUUUUUAAUUUUAUUUUGUUUAAAAAAAAAAAAAAGUAUGUGUGUGUGCGUGCGAGUGUGUAUAAAUAAAUAUAUAUAUAUAUAUAUAUAAAUAUAUAUAUAUAUAUAUAUUGUAAUGUACUUAUAUACUUUUUGUAUAAGCUAUACCAUGAAUGGUCUUUGGGGGUUUGCAAUUAUUGAUUUUAUGGUAUAACUACAUUCAUUUCUUCCAUCCCUAAGCCAUAAGAUGGACAGUUCUUAGCCACAUAAUUGUAUUAGAGUUUCUAAAAACUACACCUCUGAAAUAAUCCUCUUGGUGAAAUGUAUAUAUAAAUAAACAAGUUUCAUUCA
Molecule: messenger RNA, 4077 nt
Organism: Pelobates fuscus (common spadefoot toad)
Lineage: Eukaryota; Metazoa; Chordata; Amphibia; Anura; Pelobatidae
Gene: KSR1
Product: kinase suppressor of ras 1
Exons: 20
Coding region: 768-3467 (899 amino acids)
Biological process (GO): Ras protein signal transduction; protein phosphorylation
Cellular component (GO): endoplasmic reticulum; cytoplasm; membrane
Molecular function (GO): ATP binding; protein kinase activity
Source: RefSeq, a predicted model, not a curated record